AUGCGGGGAUGGGCGUAUCGAGCACGCGGCACGCCGGCGGAAGUGUUGAAAUUCGAAGUCGACCUGCCACAAGCAAGCCCCGAGUCGCUGGGUCCACAUGAAGUCCUCGUGCAGGUAAAAUAUGCAGCGCUGUUUCAGGGCACGGCAGCGAUGAUGGCGAUGAUGCCGCACUUCAACGACAAGGCGUGGGUCCCGGAGAAUGCGUAUUCCGGUGUCAUUGUUGCUACGGGAGCGAGGGUCGAGCAUGUCGCGGUCGAUGAUGAUGUCUUCGGUGGCUUCGCAGCGGAUGUGUCCAGGAAGUAUGGUGGCGUGCUUGCUGAAUAUGUCGUCUUGCCGGAUCAUGUGGUGGUGCGGAAGCCGCGGAACGUCUCGCUGAGAGAUAUCGCUGGCAUGGGUGCUGGUGGAGUCACAGCCAUGCAGUUUGUUGAGGUCACAAAGCUGAAGCGCGGUGAUCGGGUUUUGAUCACUGGUGCGUCUGGUGGGACGGGCACGUUGGUCGUCCAAGCGGCGAGGGCGGCUGUUGGAGGUGAAGGGCUUGUAGUUGGGACGUGUUCGGCGGCUAAUGAGCACUUGGUGAAGGAACUUGGAGUCCAUGAGGUCAUCGAUUACAAGCAGCACCCGGUCCUCCAUGAAUACCUCUCGGAUCAAUACAGUUCUCGUCCAUUUGACGCCAUUAUCGACAUGGUGGGUGAGGACAACUCCAACGUAAAGAACUCGUCUGCCUACCUGAAGGCCGAUGGGAUUUUUGUCUUCGGAGGGAAUAUGCCCCUGAUUCAUGGAGGCGGAACGAUCCUUGAGAUGAUACGUUGGUUCAUCGGCAUCAAAAUUGCUCAGACGAUGCCGCUGUUGCUGGGCGGUAUGCCACGAAAGUGUCUGAUGCAUUCCGGAAAGAUUUCGAAAGAAGCACUGGAUAAACUUGUGGUGUUUAUCGAAGAUGGGAGAAUGAGGCCAGUGCUAGACAGCGUCGUUGAGAUGGAUCAAGUCUUACAAGGAUAUUCGAAACUUGCUACUUCACGGGCCCGAGGGAAGCUCAUUGUCCAUGUACAAGACUGA
Messenger RNA from Exophiala aquamarina CBS 119918, 1053 nucleotides. RefSeq lists its product as uncharacterized. Gene Ontology annotation, molecular function: zinc ion binding; oxidoreductase activity. The record is from RefSeq and is a predicted model, not a curated record. Gene Ontology annotation, cellular component: mitochondrion. Lineage: Eukaryota; Fungi; Ascomycota; Eurotiomycetes; Chaetothyriales; Herpotrichiellaceae. The transcript is spliced from 3 exons. The coding region runs from base 1 to 1053 and encodes 350 amino acids.